UAAAUGCGGAUGGACACUGAAGGAUGACGUAUGCAGAAGCCGGUAUAUAAAAGAGUGUUUGUCCGUGCCGCAGUAUAGAUCUUCAGCAGCAGCAGAGGAAGCAACGUACUAGAAGACAAAUAUUGAGCGUUAACUGCGUUUAUUAAACGUAAAAACAUGCAGAUUUUUGUGAAGACCCUCACUGGCAAGACCAUCACCCUUGAGGUGGAGCCAAGUGACACAAUUGAGAAUGUGAAGGCAAAGAUCCAGGACAAGGAAGGCAUUCCCCCAGAUCAGCAGAGGCUGAUCUUUGCUGGCAAGCAGCUGGAAGAUGGCCGCACCCUCUCUGACUACAACAUCCAGAAGGAGUCAACCCUCCACCUUGUCCUGCGUCUGAGGGGUGGUAUGCAGAUCUUUGUGAAGACCCUCACUGGCAAGACCAUCACCCUUGAGGUGGAGCCAAGUGACACCAUCGAGAAUGUCAAAGCCAAGAUCCAGGACAAGGAAGGCAUUCCCCCAGAUCAGCAGAGGCUGAUCUUUGCUGGCAAGCAGCUGGAAGAUGGCCGCACCCUCUCUGACUACAACAUUCAGAAGGAGUCAACCCUUCACCUUGUCCUGCGUCUGAGGGGUGGUAUGCAGAUCUUCGUGAAGACCCUCACUGGCAAGACCAUCACCCUUGAGGUGGAGCCAAGUGACACCAUUGAGAAUGUGAAGGCCAAGAUCCAGGACAAGGAAGGCAUUCCCCCAGACCAGCAGAGGCUGAUCUUUGCUGGCAAGCAGCUGGAAGAUGGCCGCACCCUCUCCGACUACAACAUCCAGAAAGAAUCCACUCUUCACCUUGUCCUGCGCCUGAGAGGUGGUAUGCAGAUCUUUGUGAAGACCCUCACUGGCAAGACCAUUACCCUUGAGGUGGAGCCAAGUGACACCAUUGAAAAUGUCAAGGCCAAGAUCCAGGACAAGGAAGGCAUUCCCCCAGAUCAGCAGAGGCUGAUCUUUGCUGGCAAGCAGCUGGAAGAUGGCCGCACCCUCUCCGACUACAACAUCCAGAAGGAGUCAACCCUCCACCUUGUCCUGCGUCUGAGAGGUGGUAUGCAGAUCUUUGUGAAGACCCUCACUGGCAAGACCAUCACCCUUGAGGUGGAGCCAAGUGACACCAUCGAGAAUGUGAAGGCCAAGAUCCAGGACAAGGAGGGCAUUCCCCCUGACCAGCAGAGGCUGAUCUUUGCUGGCAAGCAGCUGGAAGAUGGCCGCACCCUCUCUGACUACAACAUCCAGAAGGAGUCAACCCUCCACCUUGUCCUGCGUCUGAGAGGUGGUAUGCAGAUCUUUGUGAAGACCCUCACUGGCAAGACCAUCACCCUUGAGGUGGAGCCAAGUGACACCAUUGAGAACGUGAAGGCCAAGAUCCAGGACAAGGAAGGCAUUCCCCCAGAUCAGCAGAGGCUGAUCUUUGCUGGCAAGCAGCUGGAAGAUGGCCGCACCCUCUCCGACUACAACAUCCAGAAGGAGUCAACCCUCCACCUUGUCCUGCGUCUGAGGGGUGGUCCAAACAUGCAGAUCUUCGUGAAGACUCUCACUGGCAAGACCAUCACCCUUGAGGUGGAGCCAAGUGACACCAUUGAGAAUGUCAAAGCCAAGAUCCAGGACAAGGAAGGCAUUCCCCCAGACCAGCAGAGGCUGAUCUUUGCUGGCAAGCAGCUGGAAGAUGGCCGCACCCUCUCCGACUACAACAUCCAGAAGGAAUCCACCCUCCACCUUGUCCUGCGUCUGAGGGGUGGACAAUGAAAUUUACUAAACCCGUUUUAAUCUGAAAUACUUGACAGCAUAACUCAAUAAAAACAUGAGCGUAGAGAAA
Molecule: messenger RNA, 1834 nt
Organism: Cheilinus undulatus (humphead wrasse)
Lineage: Eukaryota; Metazoa; Chordata; Actinopteri; Labriformes; Labridae
Gene: ubb
Product: ubiquitin B
Exons: 3
Coding region: 157-1764 (535 amino acids)
Biological process (GO): protein ubiquitination; modification-dependent protein catabolic process
Cellular component (GO): cytoplasm; nucleus
Molecular function (GO): protein tag activity; ubiquitin protein ligase binding
Source: RefSeq, a predicted model, not a curated record